This is a messenger RNA of Sander lucioperca (pikeperch), 5587 nucleotides long. It is a transcript of the gene cables2b, whose product is annotated as Cdk5 and Abl enzyme substrate 2b. Gene Ontology annotation, biological process: regulation of cell cycle. NCBI's taxonomy places the organism in Eukaryota, Metazoa, Chordata, Actinopteri, Perciformes, Percidae. The transcript is spliced from 11 exons. The record is from RefSeq and is a predicted model, not a curated record. The coding region runs from base 87 to 1661 and encodes 524 amino acids.
GCCGGGUAAAAGGAUUUGACAGUUGCUGGUCUCGAGCUCAGAGCUGAGCUGAUCCUCCAGUUGAAUUCCUCAGUGGGAAGGAGACCAUGGCGGCGGCUGCUGCCUGCGGCCAGCACAGCGCUGCGAUAACGGCCGCCGUUAGCGGCAAAAAGACGCAUAGUAACAGGGAACACAGUCGGAGGAACCGGGAGAACUCUCGCCGGAGACAAGCCGCUCUUUUAUUUCUUAGUAACAUCUCCCUGGACGGACGACCAGUCCAGAGUAGUUCAGCCGUGCAUGUAGGAAGUCGCCACCACAAAGAGACCGACUUGGAGGGAGCCGACCCUGGCAAUGGCAGCUACGGAACAUUCUCCGGUUUGGCAGCGGCCGCGAACUCCGGGAAUGUCAACCCCUCCCCAGCACCGAGGACAGGACUCCUCAACAUACCGCCAAUUCUCGUCCUGCCGUCGGACACAGAGUUCAACGAUGUGGGGAGCGCGGAGGUGCUGCUUGAGUGCUGCAGAGGCUCGUUCCCUUCACCAGGGAACAGUAACCUGCCCUCGUCGUCCCCAUCCAACACCAGCCUGCUACCGUCGCCGCAGGGACCGCGGAAGUCUUCCACACUGCUGUCAGUUCAUAGCUGCAACUCUGUUUCCUCCUCAGAGCCGCGACAGAGGACUCGUAACCUCUCCGGCUCUCCCAGACCUCGACACACCAAGAAGAUCCACUUCAUUAAAAACAUGAAACAGUACGACACGAGAGGCAGCAGGAUCGUGCUGAUCUGUGCAAAGAGAUCUCUGUGUGCUGCCUUCUCUGUUCUGCCCUACGGAGAAAGCUUCUACCUUAGUGACCCUACAUUAAACCACCCGAGGAGGAGGCAUUCGUCUGGUAACAUCUCCACCACCCUGGAGAUGCUGCCGGGGCUGGAGGGCUUCCAACUGGACACCUACGGCAGGUCAGUGUCGUACGCCCAGUUCCUGUACCCCACUAACGCCCUGGUGAGGCACAAGCCGUCGUCGGCCAGUGACCUGACGCUGCAGAUCCCCGUGUCCAGGAGCGCUCACAGCAUGGCGGGCAGGAGCUGCCCACCCGGCAGACUGAACAGCACCGUGGGACUGGACCUGGGUCUGGAAGAUGUGACAGACUACGAUCCUAAUCUCCUCAGUGACCCCCAGUGGCCUUGUGGGAAACACAAGCGGGUGCUGAUCUUCGCCUCCUACAUGACGACAGUAAUAGAAUACGUCAAGCCGUCUGAUCUGAAGAAAGACAUGAACGAGACGUUUAAGGAAAAGUAUCCCCACAUUAAACUCACCCUCAGCAAGAUACGCAGUCUGAAGAGAGAGAUGAGAGUAGUCGGGGAGGAUUGCGGCAUGCAGCCCGUCACCAUCGCGAUGGCGUUUGUCUACUUUGAGAAGUUGGUGCUGCAGGGUCGACUGAAUAAACAGAACAGGAAGUUGGUGUCAGCUGCCUGCAUCCUACUGGCUGCUAAGAUCAGCAGUGACCUGAAGAAACAGGAAGUCAAACACUUCAUUGAUAAGCUGGAGGAGCGUUUCAGGAUCAGCAGGAGGGAGCUGAUAUCGUUUGAGUUCACCAUCCUGGUCGCCCUGGAGAUGGCGCUCUACCUCCCCGAGCGCAAAGUCAUGCCACAUUACAGGAAGCUGGUGCAGCAGCAGCAGUCCUAGCACCAACCCCCCUCCUCUCCCCUCCUCUCCACUCCUCUCCUCUCCCCUCCUCCCUGCAGACUCUCAGCACCUUUCAGCUCCACACUACAGCAGUUGGACGGGUCCUCUGGGUGCCUGGCUCAGAGGCACUGAGGCACCGAGGAAUCCUCCUCCUCUCUGCUCACAGUGCAGACACAUAGCCCAUCCACACUGUGACGGUAGUGCCUGGCUCAACGGCACGGCAGCGCAGAGAGCAACGUCGGCCUCUCUGCUCCCCCAAACACCAAAGUGACAACACACUGUGACGCAUGGUGCCUGGCUCAGCAGCACCACAGGAAUCACUGAAGGCUAAAUCUAUCACCACAUUUACAGUACGUAAAGUUUCCCUCGCUGGCUCGUUUGCCGAGAUUUUAGAAACCGAGACUCUGCUGAGCACGGCUCUCUGAGGACUGCUGCUUGAAACUUGCGCGACACAUUUAGGGCAUUUCAGUUCAAUUUGAGUUUACGUAGAGCGUUUUGCAAAGCUCUGUUUAUCAGUUUUGAGUCGUCCUUUCUAAAAUCUCUGCAGUUGAGAAUGUGAGUACUAUUGGCUAAAAAUAAAAAUUCGUCAGGUUUAACCACUGCACCGGUACCCUGUUCAACUUUUAAUCCUCACAGCUUUGCAGACAAAGAGUGACCUACAGUAAUAGUGACAACAUUAAGAUUAGAGUGUACUUACAAAUCAAAGACGGAACAGUAAAUCAUGUUCUCAGAGUACAGAUCUGUCAAUUACAAGGCUUGUAGAAACUAAAAUCCAAACUUCCUGAGUCAGACUGACCAAUAGAAAUAAAAGACUGGAAAAGCACUACAAGGAGACAGACAUUAGGCAGGAUUAAACCUAAUGCUUCAAAAAAGCAGAAUUUAAUACCCUUGCUUCUCAUUUUUUGUUUUAAAUCAGUGGAUAAAUUUAAACUAAAUCUAACCAAAAGUGCCAUUUUCAAAGAACUUUUCAAACUCCCAAAUGGAAUUGCUGCCAAAGGGUUUCCAAAAUUGACUUUAAUCUGAUGAGAUUCUCUCUAGACCUCUGUGUGCUUAGGUCUCCUUAUGUUUGGAUUGUACUGUCUGCACUGUGGACCACUGAGACUGUGAUAGUGAAGAUUUAUUUUCAUUUAAAUGUACUGACAGACCCUAAAUACAAAGCUUUGUGCAUUUGACAAUCAUUUUCAUGCAUUUAAAAGCAUCUUAAAUCGAUAGUACUGAGGUUUUUUUUCAGCAACUGUAGCAAAUAUAUUGCCAACAUCCUCGUGUUUUUGUAGAAACUCACAUUGUGAAAUUAAAUUGAAGUUGAUACAUUCAGGCUGUGGGAGGGAAUUGAUCCAUCACUGUGGUGACCACCAUUUCCUGUACUUCCUUCCAUAUGUACCCUAGCUGGACUGGUUUCACAGUCACAGGUCAGACUCUUGUUUGGACUCUGACUCACAUUAAUGACCUGGACACUUCUCAGUGUGCAGUCCUGAUGUUCCAUCCUUCCAUCCCUCUGAAUUAUCAGCAUGACUGUUUUUUCAGGCUUCUGCUUGUUUUUUGAAGACGUUUACCCCGAUUCUCAACUGGGCAUGUCUGUGCUGUGUUCCAGCUGCGCACCAUACCACACCGGGAGUGUCUUGCUGCCCGACUCUCAGAUUUGAUUGUCUCUGGAAGUACUUUAGAGAACAAUCCUGUGUCUGUUAAGCUAGUAUCUACUCCAUACCAUCUCUUUUCUGGUGUUAUAAAAAGGAUCUGUGAUGUCUUAUUAUGUCUUUCCAAGAUGAAUCUCUUGUUGUCUGUGGUGUUGUAGAGGAAAUGUAUACAAUAUUGGGGGGGUAUCUUUUGGUAAAAUGACUGGAUAGUCUCGUUGUUUCACUUCCUGCCUGGCUGUCCAAACGGCCUGCGGGGCGCGGGAAAAUAGACCUGCCUCGUAUCUUUAUUGGACCGGAGCGGGGAGCCGCUUCACGCACGCUUCUAGGACGUGCAGCUGGUGGAUUAUCAAGCAUUGACUUGAAUGGCUGUGGUCACUCGCGGGGUACGUGACGCCUCCGGAACGCAGCGCAGACGAGCCCGGUGGAAAGUAGGGGUUACACUCCCACCCAGUCUCUUCUUCACUGCUCUGAUCGUUCUUUAAUUUAUCGAGGGGGAGGUUCCCCAGUUCACAUAAGCUCUACUUUACUGUAAAACACAUUUAGAUGUUGAAGUGCCUUCACUAAGGGCACCUGGAAAGUAGGAGUUCCUAUUCUGCCUGUCCUUGGAUCCAGGGACUCAAACAGGCAACUUUAUCUUCACCUGUCUUCUGUAUUUUGACCUCUUGUCUUGCUUUCCUGUUUCCUCCCUCUUCCUGCUGAGUUGGUGUGAAGGAUCAGCAGACUGCUGCUCCCUCUGGUGGCCACAGAGAAGCAGUGCGUCCCUUUAGAGAAAAUGCUGUGAUGGAACCAAGUAGUACAGAUAAAACCAUCACAGUAGUCAUUGUCUCUACUGUAGCGAUAGCUGCUUGGCUGAAUCUCACCUCGCUUGCUUCCCUUCCUUGCGUCUUAUAGUGCGUCCCACCGAGGAAGCAUGGGAAAAUCCUGCGAGGAGAGAGGUUAAUGUGUUUUAGAGGAAUGAGACGUCCUUUUCUUCUGAAGUGUCCAGAGAAUUUCUCAGCUGUAUUGGCAACGGCUUUCAGCUACGCAGCUUCCAGGAAGGCUGCUCUUGUGUAUCCUCGCUCAUAGCUCCUCAGAGAUCCUUCCUCCAUCCUCGCUCAUAGCUCCUCAGAGAUCCUUCCUCCAUCCUCGGGGCAGGAAUAAGAGCUUUGAGACGGUCCUUACGAAAGAGGGCCAGAACCACUUCCGGUUCAGGCGAGGAGCGAGGAGAUAUCAAAUCAGGGAAGUGAGAUUCAGCCAUUGUCUCUACUGCAGCUCCUUCUGUCUUCAUAUCACUGUGGCAUCCUGGGAAAUAAGUUUCCCCAUCCUGUUUGCUUCAUUGAGGUCACAUAAACACUGUGUUCCAUUGCAAAAGUGGCAGCCUUCUUUAGCCCAAGGUUAAAGGGGUUUCCUUUUGAGAGUCUUUAAUGUCCCAAAGAGCUGGGAAUCAUUUUGAUACGAUGUUAAAUCUUGAACGCACCUCGGCUGAUGGAAGUUCCUUGUAGGAGAACUGAAACAAUUAGUUGAUUAGUCGAUUGAUGGAAAAUGAAUCGGCACGUAUUCUAAUAAUUUGCUUAAAUUCACUGAUUCCAGCUGCUGAAAUGUAAACAUUUGAUGUUUUUCUUUGUUGUGCUGAUUGGACAAAACAAGCAAUUUGAAUAUGCUAACUUGGGUUGUGAGAAAUUAUGAUUUCACUUAUUUUUACUGCCCAAAAAAUCUAUUCAUUGAGAAAAGAAAUGACGGUUUCAUAAUUCAUUUAAUUCAGGAUUUAAAAAAACAAAACAAUGGCAGCUGUAAAAACAGACUGAAAAGCCCUGACACGGACACACCAGCUCCCACACGGUACAACAGGCCUAACCACGGAGAUUAUUCUGGGAUGUUUGGGACUUCAGAUGUCCUCAUUCUGUCUGCACUGUGGAGCAACAUCAACUACCAAAAAGACCUUUCUGUUCGUGAAAAAAUACUUUUCACUCAAAUAUUAUUUAUUCUGUUUUUACUGUAUCAUAAAGGGACACAUAUUUAACCAAAUGGAGGCCUCAGACAGGAUGUUUGUGCCUGUUUUUCCUCCAUGUUGCAGCAGAAAAACUGCUGUCAGGACACCGUGACGAACAUUUGAUCUCCUUUACCCAAAAGACAAAGUGGGUAUUUUCUUUUAAAAGUGGUUACCAUUGGUUACAUGAGAUGAAGGCACAACCAUGUAGGGCCUCUGUUGUUUUUGCACUUUGCCUUGCUUCACAGUCUUUAUUUUAUCACUAAGUAACUAUGGUUAGAAUAUUUUUCUACGGUAAAUGUGUGAAGUAUAAGUAGUUAUUGUAU